This is a messenger RNA of Phoenix dactylifera (date palm), 1468 nucleotides long. Its product is annotated as vacuolar protein sorting 38. Gene Ontology annotation, biological process: SNARE complex assembly. Lineage: Eukaryota; Viridiplantae; Streptophyta; Magnoliopsida; Arecales; Arecaceae. Gene Ontology annotation, cellular component: endosome; lytic vacuole. Gene Ontology annotation, molecular function: SNARE binding. The record is from RefSeq and is a predicted model, not a curated record.
GCAAAUAAUAAUCCGUCGGCGUUUGUUUAGGAGCGUUGCAUCCGAUCGGUUUUCGCCGGGAACCGCCGAUGAGCCUUGACCCCCCCCCUCCCCAUCUUGGUUCCUAGGAGGCGAUGACGGGUUCCGCCCACGGUCUGCAAUCGAGCCAGCAGCGAGCAAGAUCUCUCGGCGGCCGGAUCCAUGGCAGCGGGAACGGAGUGGGAGCUCUCGCCCCUCGAGGGGAUCGAGGGAGCCGAGACUCCCAAGAUCGUCGAGUGGGAGGACCUCCAGGAGGAGCUCGCCCGCCUCUGGAGCCUCUCCGCGGCGCUCAAGAAGGCUGAGGAGCGGAAAGAGUCUCUCGCUCAGAAGCUGGAGUCGAUCAUAGAGGCUAGGAGAGAAUCACUACGUCUGACUAAUGAGUUGAAGGAGAUGAGACAAAAGCUGGAGGUCCAGAAGGUUGCAAUAGCAAAUCUGUCAAUCCACACGGUGAAGACAUCAGAAGAUGUCAAGAAUCGAAGAGCACAGCUUUGUUUUGCCAUCAGAAUGUUGUUGGUAUCUGGAAAGACUCUCUCCGCAGCCCACCAGCAACUGCAGGAAGCUAAUAAAUUACUAUCUGGGAAAAGGGUUCAUUGGCAUCUCAGAAACCUGCAAAAGAUGUUAAGGACAAGGCAACAAUAUAUGGUUUCCCAAGUUGCUACCCUCUAUCCCAUGAAGGGCCUGGAACAGACAUGCAAGGAGAAGCAGGGUUCAGAUAACAAAUCAAGAGAUUCUACUGCAUCAUGCUCCCUAAAUGUAUCUAAAGCUCCACAAUUAUCACCUUUGACAAUUUUAGGUCUGCAGCUAACUGCACUCCCGUUAAAAAGGAUGGGCUUUUUCAGUGACAAGAAGGAAAUUCAGAGGUCUGCAACAGUUCUUGGUUAUGUUGCACAUGCUGUUUUGCUUAUUGCAUCUUACCUUGAUGUUCCUUUACGAUAUCCUUUGCGGUUGGGAGGCUCAUGUUCAUAUAUUCAUGACUAUGCUCCUUCAAUUGAAUCUUUGUCAUCCGAUUUGUCAGCAAAUCCAAUUAUUACGGGCAUGAGUAUGAAGCCUCCAGAAUUUCCCCUGUUUCUGGAAGGCCAGGAUACUACAAGAGCCGCUUAUGCUAUAUUUUUGUUGAAUAAGGAUUUAGAGCAGCUUUUAAACGACGUUGGAGCUGAAAGUCUGGGACCGAGGCAUGUAUUAGCUAAUCUGAAGGAGCUUAUGAGGAUCAUCCAAUCCCAGCAAUACAUCGAUAUCUAAAUUGUAUCAAACAUUUGAAGCAGCAAAUAGACUUUGCUUAUAACUCAAAGCACCGGUGCAAGUUUUUAUCAAGCACCUUUGGCACAAACCAACACAAGGUCCUUGUUUUUAUAUAUUACAUUAUUUUGAUGUAAUGUAUCGUUUCAUUCUACAACAAUGAGAAGCGAUAUUUCUAAUGCAAGAUUGCUGCCAACAGAUGUUACUUCUAUAA